CUUUUUUUCUUUGUCUUCCCCAUCCUUUUUAUGUUCUCGUCUCUCUCUUUCUUUUUUUAUUUUUAACUAUUCCACUUAUUUAAUACAUUUUAUGACUGAAACUCUUACAAAGUUAGCACCUUUUACUCGUUUAUCAGAUAGAGUAUGGCGGGUGUUGGGUGGCAAUCCUGGUCGUUUCACUCUUCAAGGUACAAAUACAUAUCUUAUUGGUACAGGACCACGAAAAUUACUAUUGGAUUGUGGAGAAGGUGUUCCUGACUAUGUACCAUUACUUGAACAGUCAUUACAGGCCAUUUCGCCGCAAGCAUAUAUCUCGGAUGUGAUUAUUUCUCAUGGACAUAAGGAUCAUUUUGGUGGUUUGGAAGGAAUAUUAUCUACACCAUUCUUCCAACGAAAAGGAAUUCGUGUGCACAAAUUCCCCAUAUCUUCUUCUUCUUCUUCUUGUUCAAUAACCAAUGACAACAUUACCGUGAUAGAUACCGCUGACCUUGGUCAUUUACAACAUUUCCCACCUGAUAUUCACGUCCAUCCAUUGCAUGAUCAGCAAGUCUUUCAAACAGAAGGCGCCACCUUGAAAGUAUUGCAUACUCCUGGACAUACACAAGAUCACUGCACGUUUUGGUUGGAAGAGGAACAAAGUGUGUUUACAGCCGAUUGUAUUUUAGGUCAAGGCACGGCUGUUUUUGAAGACCUGUCUGCCUAUCUAGAGGGCUUGAGAUCCAUCUUGCGUUUACAUCCUGUGCGUUUAUACCCUGGCCAUGGCCCUAUUGUAGAACCUGCUCUGCCGAAAAUCAAGGAAUAUAUCGCUCAUCGUGAACAACGGGAACAACAAGUCUUGGAUUUUUUGAACAAACCAUCUACUCCCAUGGAAAUCGUGCAAGUGCUUUAUCGUGAUUAUCCUGCCUCUCUUCACUUGCCUGCUGCUCAUAGCGUCUUGUUACAUCUCUUGAAAUUGGAAAAGGAUCGUCGGGUGACUUGGGAUAAAUCUAAUGAAUCUUCGCCUCCCCAUGGAUCGUGGAAAAGGGCUGAUCUUUUAUCGAAAAAAUGGCAUCGUCUUUAAUUUUUUUCUUUUUUUUUUUAGUUUAGAAUUUGUUGUUAAUAAUAAAGAUAUUCAUGUCUCAUUA
Messenger RNA from Halteromyces radiatus, 1124 nucleotides. RefSeq names its product beta-lactamase-like protein 2. Bases 92 to 1060 code for a protein of 322 amino acids. Lineage: Eukaryota; Fungi; Mucoromycota; Mucoromycetes; Mucorales; Cunninghamellaceae. The transcript is spliced from 2 exons. The record is from RefSeq and is a predicted model, not a curated record. Gene Ontology annotation, biological process: secondary metabolite biosynthetic process.